This is a messenger RNA of Cladophialophora immunda, 2551 nucleotides long. RefSeq lists its product as hypothetical. Lineage: Eukaryota; Fungi; Ascomycota; Eurotiomycetes; Chaetothyriales; Herpotrichiellaceae. The record is from RefSeq and is a predicted model, not a curated record. The transcript is spliced from 4 exons. Gene Ontology annotation, biological process: regulation of DNA-templated transcription. Bases 618 to 1349 code for a protein of 243 amino acids.
CCCGUCUGCUCUUUGAGCGCAAUUCUUUAUUAGUCCUCGGGGGCCCGCACCAUCUCGAGGAAGUAACGGCUACUCUUCAUUCAGUUCAAGCUUGCAACUAGCGCUGUGAAAAUCGUGCUAAAAGCCCUCUUUUCCGACCCAUCUUCGCCCCCUCGGUUCGAACGAUACGGUGCGCUGCCCCUGGUCAAGAUCAACCCCGUCCCUUUUGUUGCUUGAGCGCUGGCAGCAGCACCGAUCUGGUGCCCGUCUCUCGUGCAAAAAGGCGCUUGUCGCUCCCGACCCAACCCCAUCCAAAGCACUUGUUACAACCUGCUCCCCACCUCGGCCUCUUGAGGUUUGGCCGCUUUCUUGGACUCCCUCGUCUAGAAAGCCUUCAAAAUAAAGAAUACGCCGGUCUCUGGCCUAAGGAUUGCUUCAAUCCGUAUCGUCGCCUGUCUGUCCAAACGUGUGGACUGGUCCUUUACUUUUGAGGGACCAACUGUCAUCCACAACCUUUCUCUCGGGUCAGUCACAUCAUACGCCGGUGACACUCGAGUCUCCUACCACCAUAUCACUCACUCCCUUGCCUAUUAACCGCGUUCCUUCACGUGGGAGGCAGGUAACGAGAAACACCUUUGAUGGACAGGGGUGGAUCAGAAUACGCGCAGUCAGAUCAGUCGUCUGUCGCGACCUACGCCACGCAAGACCCGCGCUCUGCCACUAUCUCGAGCAACAACACACCGCAGUCGGAUUACGGUCUGACUCCGUCGUCGGCGCGUUCGUCGGGUUUCCCUCCAGAGCAUCUGCGCUACAGCCAAUACCCUCCGGCGCAGCACCAUCAAGGUGCUGUUGGAACAAUGGCACAACCAACAAAUCCCUCGAUUUCGCAAGCAAGCCCGACCUAUCCUCCCUAUUCGCCUUACCCGCAAGGACAGGACAUGCAACAUGCGUACCAGCCUCAGCACGCGCCAUACAUGCCGCAGCGACCACCGCAUGAGCAAUGGGGCGGUUAUCCACCACAACAUGCGAUCCCGGGGCCAUACCCUCAUCCUGGACCGGGGGUCCAAGGCCCGCCUCCAUCUUCAGGUGCAUCGCGCUCUGGUCAGGUCUACUCAUUCGUCCCUAUCCCGGGUGCGCAGCAGCAUAAGCGACCGCGCCGUAGGUAUGAAGAAAUUGAACGAAUGUACAAGUGCGGCUGGAAUGGAUGUGAAAAAGCGUAUGGAACACUGAAUCAUCUGAAUGCCCACGUCACGAUGCAGUCGCAUGGAACCAAGAGAACUCCAGAAGGUGAGCUACACCCUUGUAGGCCUCAAAUCUCUGGACCAGUCUUUUCGGCGAGACCAUAUGAUUUGUUGAUGGGGCUCGACUGACCUUUUCGCGUAGAGUUCAAGGAGAUCCGCAAGGAGUGGAAAGCUCGCAAGAAGGAAGAAGAAAACGCGCGCAAGGCGGAAGAAGAGCGCCAGAGAGUUGCAGCGCAAGCUAAUCAGGUGGACGGUCCACCGGGCGAUGCGCAUCCCGUUCCUGGCCAAGGCUAUCAACAGAACGGCACUCGACCAUCACUCCCACCCAUUGGCUAUCAGUCCGCAGAGGGGCACGCUCAAGGACAAUACGGACAGCCGCAAGGUGGUAUGGUCUAUCCACCAGGCAGCACCCAGAUGAACAGCUAUCCCAAUUAUCCGAAUUCGCCUUAUGCGCAGCAAGGCCAGGUUUACCAACAACGUCAAUAUUAGAAACAUACCCAUGAGCAAGCCGCCAGGCUCCUGGCUUGUGGUGCGUCCUUGGCUCUCAGCGAUCACUCAGCUUUGGAUGGUGAGCGGCGCAAGAAUGCUUAUGUCAAGAGCUGCAUGCUUUCAUGGAGUGAUGCAGCACCUCAUUUUUACACCAAGAUACCCCUAGGUGGGAGUGGAGGAGAUAAUGGACGAGCAAACGCGGACCAAGUCAAAAGUAUCGUGAUGAGGAGCAUGCUGGGAGGAGUUUGUCACAUUGGCUGGCGGGUUCCGAUACUCAUGAGUUUCCUUUUCUUUGUUCUCGUUUUCCCCAUCUCUUUUUUUUUUGUUUCAUUUGACGCGUUUGUCACCAUUUGCACAGCAAAACGCGUCUCUUUCGAGGGUGAUGAACGUUAUGACCGAUCGGCCGACUGCAUGCAUUUUUGUUGAAGAGGACCAGUGCAUUUUAUGAGAGCAGGGGAUUGUUCCUGUCUGCACAGGCCAACCCGAACAUCGAAGAGCUUUUGGAAGGGAAAGACGAUGGGAAUACAGUCAACAGCAUGGAUUGUCAAUGCGUGCGUGUCCACCGAAGGGAGAGCAAGGGGAACUGUCAAAUUGCUGUUGGGUUGGGAAGUCUGGUCCCACGAGUGCUCGUUAUUGUACAGUGGUGGUACCCUAGGGUCAGACAGGAUAUGACUUGCACUCCGGUCAGUCGGUGCUGCGGGCCGGAAUUCGUUAUUAGAACAAGGAGUUGGUCUUGCUGUUCAUGUUCAGACACAGAAGGCAGACCAGAGAUCAAUUUGAGCAUCAAGUGAUUAUGGCGAAUAAACGGGUAUUUCCUUUUUGGCAACACUGCCAGAUCCCUG